UUUAAGGAUAUUUAAGAUUUUAUGAGGUGUUGCACACCAGGCCGCGUCACUGCACUAGCCGGCGGAACGCUGUGUCCGCCAGUCGAGUGCCCGCACGCGGCGAGCGAUGACGUGCCGCCAGCGUGAGUGUGUCGCGUGGCGCGAACGGCCGCGCGACUUGUGACCCCGUCGUCGGCAUGUGAUGUUCCGGAGACGCGCGCUGCGGCGGCGGCUGGUGGCGGCCGGUGCGCCUUCCUUGCCGGACGACCAGCUGCGGCGGCUCGCGAGGGCGUUGGACGCGGGCGCCACUGGCGGGGAGUGCGUGCCGGCCGGUCACGCCGCCUCACAACUCCGACUCGCAGUUACCCGCGCCUUCAGGUUCCCCGACCUACGAGACUCCAGCGAACUGCGCCGCCUGCCCCUCUGCUCCGACCAGCAGUGCUGCAACCCGUACCACUGGAGCCGCCUCUGCAAGCCCGAAACCCCUCCUCCACCUUACAGUCGUUACGCAAUGGAAGACCUCAAACCUAAAGAGCAUGGAGAGAGUACAGAGGAUGCCAGGAGGACGGAUCACGAGCGGCUUGUAUCAGCGUCCCUGGCUACUGACGGAGAAGAACGUCAGAGCUGGGAGUCAGAAUGGUGUCGGCUCGCGUACUGGGAGCUGACCCAGCGGGUGGGUCGUCAGUUUGGUGUCCGAGUGAGGGCAGUGGACGUGUUCGGAGGGGGAGGAGGGGCUUGUGGCUCUGGAAGGCAUGGGCUGUGCCUAGACGCUUUGGACCAAAGGGGAGAUGCACCGCAGGCUGAACAGGUGAAAAAAACAAGAGCAAAAAUUGGUCUAGGCGUCACCCUGUCCUUAGAAUCUGACGGGGUUUGGCUGUACAACCGGAGCCAAGAACCUGUGUUCGUCAGCUCCCCAGCCUUAGACGCUGCUGCAGCCAAGGCCCUCCUAGUCUGGAGGGUCGCCCCAGGCCACUGCCUAUGCAUCUUCGAUCCUUCUUGCCCUCCUCCGGCGGUGUCACUGCCCCACAUUGGUCCUGUUGACCCCAGGUCGGUCAGGAUCUCGUUCGCAAAAGGUUGGGGUCCAAAGUACUCGAGGAGGGAUGUGACGGCGUGUCCAUGCUGGCUGGAGGUGUUGUUAGCCCCCCCGAGCUGACGCAAAUAGAGUGCUGUGGAUUUUGUGCUGCUAUUUGGUUUUGGGAGAUUGCGGAAAAUUUUUGGUGAUAUGGCCAAUUGUUAUAUACGGUGUAUGUAGCUUAUUCAGCAAAAAAGGACCAACACAUUUUUAAUAAUCACCAUUUCUUUCCGCAUCUCCCAAAACAAAUAGUGGCACAAAAAUAUUAUGAACUCAAAAAAGUGGAAAACGGACCAUUACAAGUGAAGUGAACAUUUCUAAUGAACUCUGUAAAGUUACGGACAAUAUUAAAAUAUGUUGUACACUCAUUGCCGCGGAAAAAAUGUUUGUCUAGAAAUAAAAAAAGCAAUAGGGAAUCUGCUCAUUCCCUUUAAAUAAUUGAGCACGAACAUACAUACUUAUGAAGUACCUAGUUAACAAAUAGAAUUAUGAAAAUAUUUUCUUCUAGCUUACCAAUUUUUCAGGGCCCUGAGUGUAGACUGUGCGAUGCACAUUGAGCCCAGUACCUACUGGGUGAUGUUUAUACAUUGUUGGGAAUAAUGGUACAUUAUGUUUUGUUAUCAUUAUGGAUUUGUUACUUAAAUUAUUACUCAUUAUGCCGUUAUUAACUUCUUAGAGACUUAUAUACACUAGUCUACUUGAUAUUCAGCUACUUUUACACCAUAUUGCGUAUAAAAGUAUCAGGACGGCAAAAUGCGUACUUUUUUAAAUAGUCAUUGUUGACAAUUACCAUAAUAAUGUAAAUACUGGUGGUUACUGUGCGUAAUAAAUAAAAGGGGCCUUGUUUCGCGAAAUGACCGGUUAUUGCUGGUGAUUCCAUUAUUUUGAUGUGCAUGUGAAAAAUUUGUGGAAUUUGUAAGAUUUACUUCCAUUUUAUCGCGUUUAUCAAAUUUAUCUUCAUUUGUUCAGUAAUUUCAUUGCAUCAUUAAAUUCAUGACUCCGUUAUCAAAGUGCCAUUUAAGCUACUCUCUUAGAUUGGAGCUAGCCAAUUUAGUUGUGGAGUACCAAGUCCCCUUACUCUCAAGUUGUUCACAUGCACGUCACACCACCGAUGUUGAGGCCUUAACUCGUGCUGUAUAGUCAACUAUACAAGUUUUCUAAAAUUGUACAUAGUGUAUAAACUCGGCUUUAAGACAUGCGAGACUGUAUAUAUAAUGUUACAUAUAUGUACUAUAAAUAUUUGUAAUUAAUUAUUUAUAAUUAUGAAAUAUGCCUUACCUUAGCAAGUAAAUUAUUUAAGAGUUAGUUUAUAAUUUCAAACAUUUUUUUUACAAAAAUAUAUGCGUUAUUGAAAUAUAAUUUGACACAACUUUUGUAUUGGAGAAUUCGUUUAAAAGUGAAGAAGGCUGUGUGAAAAGCAUUUUUAUUGACUUCAAAUGGGAAAAAAUCUAAAAUCAUUUUUGAGAGAUUUUUAAUAAUCUUGGUUUUUUAAUCAUGGAUGAAAUAUGAAAGAAAUUUGACAAUACAAAACUGUAUAUUUUAUAUUAUUCGACCACAUAAGUUAAUCAGGAAUAAUGUUUUAAAAAAUGUCUUUAUGAAGAUGAUUAAAAAUUUCUUGAAAACAAUCUAAUUUAUCUCAGUUUUGUGAGUUUUGGGAGCAACACGGAAGCUUAGAAUUUUAAACAAUUUUAUGUUUAAAAAAAAAGAUCUGCCGAUAUAAUACUUUUAUAAAAGUGCAAUCUUAUUGAAUUAUAUAGUUAUAAUAACAGAUAAAAAUGUGCCUUGCGUUAUAAUGAAAUAAAUAAUAAUAUAAUUAAUGAGGUAAUCCUGAGUCGUGUGUAAGUAACAGUCAAUUUCACUGGCCUAUAAGAAUUCUAUACAUUACGAUUUUUAUUGUGAAGCUUGCUUUUUACUGAAGCGUAACAAUUUUGUAUAGAAAACCAUCUGAUACUUAAAUUUUCCCUACCGUUUUUUCAAGUAAAACAUUGUUAAAUGUUACGAAAUAGCCUACUAUGUUACAAAAAUUACCACUUUGUUACGAAAAAUGUCCACUCUGUUACGCUUUAGUAAAUGGCACGUAAAAAUCCUCGAAUUUAAGUGUAUAAUCGCUUAGACAAAGUGAUUGGACAAUAAGAAGUAAAUUCUAGUCUAUAUAGCAACUGUGCUUUGUCAAUCGUUGGUUAAUCGCAGCAAGUUGGGAUAGGAUAAAGUCCGACAUUCUGAAAUAUUGUCUAUCAGAUUUUUUAUACAGCGUGACCAAAAAAAAUGUUUUCUUUCGCGAAAUGUACUUAAUAAUAAACCAAUUUAUACAUUCUGGUCAGUUUUCACACUUCAGUUUUGUUACUAUACAUUUUUUGUAUUCAUUAUAGUAGUUCCAGUUUUCAUUAUGGUAGUUACUCACGUUGGUCACGUUGUAUAAAAAAAUGUAUAGCAUUAUUUUCUUAAAUUAAUGUACAUAAUGCGAAUGGCAGCUUGUUCACAGUAAAAUGUAUUUUAUGCAGUCACAAAGGCAUAAUUAUGAUUUAUUUAUUAAUGUUUUGGGUAAAAGCUGUUUAGUCAUUGCGUUAGACUGAUGUAGCGCCUUAAACAAAAUAUAUUUUGACAUAUUUUUAAUUAUUUUUCAUUCUAAAAUAUUGGGAUCAAUAAACUGUUAAGUAUUUUCUCAAAAAUCUUGAUUAUUUUUGUUUUUUUUUUCUACUGUUCGUGUUUCGUUAAAUUAUAAAAAUAAUUAAAAAUAUGUCAAAAGCUAAAAUAAUAUAAAAUUUAAUAAUAUAGAUAGUAAUUGUUCUCCCUGAUUCGCCGGUAAAUUGUUGUGAGUUUGACUGAGAAGAUGGAUGAGAUUAGGUUAUGAUAAAUUAUAAAUAAAAGAGAAAUAUUUUUAAAA
Messenger RNA from Helicoverpa zea (corn earworm), 3935 nucleotides. It is a transcript of the gene Dad, whose product is annotated as mothers against decapentaplegic homolog 6. Gene Ontology annotation, biological process: regulation of transcription by RNA polymerase II; BMP signaling pathway; cell differentiation. The coding region runs from base 182 to 1132 and encodes 316 amino acids. Gene Ontology annotation, cellular component: heteromeric SMAD protein complex. The transcript is spliced from 6 exons. Lineage: Eukaryota; Metazoa; Arthropoda; Insecta; Lepidoptera; Noctuidae. The record is from RefSeq and is a predicted model, not a curated record. Gene Ontology annotation, molecular function: transcription regulator inhibitor activity; I-SMAD binding.